AACACCAAGUGUUGACGGAAAUGAAACUGAAACUCAGCGACUGAGCAAUUUCAGGGAAAUUACCUGUCGUGAUAUUGCUUGUUGAUAUCUUUCCUGCAGCACUUUGACCCUCAGAGCACUGUACACACAGGACAGGACCAGGCUCACAGAGGACCCAGUGCAGCUCUUGCUGCUGCCCAGCCCACCAUGGACAUUCUUCUACUUGUCGCUGCAUUCCUCAUUGGAAUCAUGAUUAGACCUGCACUUGUAGCACUGGCAAGAGGUGAGACCAUCAACUUCUCCAUGAAUUUCAAGUAUUUUGGAUUCAGUCUCCGAAUUGGAGACUCUGCCAAGAUGUCCAAGAGGAAGCCAACUCCAGAGGAGGAACCCAAGGAGGAGACAAUUUCAGAUGAGGAAUCUGGGGAGGACACAACUCCUAGUGAUGAGCCCAAGAAGAAGACAAAUUCAGAUGAGAAAUCCUGGGAUGAGACAAAUCAUGGUGACAAGCCCAAGGAUGGGGAUUGUCCUGGGGGUGGUCCUGACAAUGGUCCUGACAAUGGUCCUGAUGGUGGUCCCAAGGAUGGGGAUAAUCCAGGGAGUAAUGGGAGUGUCAUUGGAGCUGUCGUUGGAACCACAGUGGGAGCAGGAGUGGCACUGGUUGGCCUCCCGGUGUGCCUCGGCGCGCUGGGGUUCACCGGGGCCGGCAUCGCCGCUGGCUCCGUCGCUGCCAAGAUGAUGUCGGCAGCUGCCAUCGCCAACGGCGGCGGAGUGGCUGCUGGCAGCACCGUGGCCGUGCUGCAGUCCAUCGGAGCUGCAGGUCUUUCUGCUGGUGCCAAAGUUGGGCUGACUUCUGCCCUGAGCUCAGCUGGUGCAGCAAUCGGUGCCUGGCUAUCCAAAGGGAAGAAACCAUCAAGUGACAAAUCUAAAAAAGGAUAAAAACCCAAGUGACAAACCCAAGAAAAAGUAACUCAGGUGACAAACACGAGGAGGAGACAACUGCAGACGAGCAACCCAAGAGAAGCCAAGCAGGUUCCUGAUCCCAGGGCCUUGCCAUGAACAAUUUCAGGUGCUGGAAAACCCCCACAGACCCUCAGAGCUUUGCCUCCCCUUUUAAAAGCUUUGGAUUCUUGUGAGCAGCGAUUUCCCUGAAGCCAAUAAAUGUGCUUUGCUGGCAGCAGA
Molecule: messenger RNA, 1158 nt
Organism: Passer domesticus (house sparrow)
Lineage: Eukaryota; Metazoa; Chordata; Aves; Passeriformes; Passeridae
Exons: 8
Coding region: 187-915 (242 amino acids)
Biological process (GO): apoptotic signaling pathway
Cellular component (GO): mitochondrion; membrane
Source: RefSeq, a predicted model, not a curated record